Molecule: messenger RNA, 2529 nt
Organism: Monoraphidium neglectum
Lineage: Eukaryota; Viridiplantae; Chlorophyta; Chlorophyceae; Sphaeropleales; Selenastraceae
Exons: 9
Source: RefSeq, a predicted model, not a curated record
GUGCCCGAGCGGUGGCACUGGCGCCGCCAUUUCGCGGCCGAGGCAGCCUGGCAGGUUCUGCCAGACUCGGCGGCCUGGGCCCUGCCAGUCGUGGCUGACCGGGUGGUGCUGUCCCAUGCAGGGUUCAGGGCCUGGAUCUCGACAACGCAGCAAUACCAAGACCUGGCCGCAGCUCUCGGCGCGCCGCCUGGCAGGCCGCUGUCCGGCCGGCAGCUGCGGCGCAGCUUCCCACAGGCGUCCGCGGCGGACAUCGCGGGGGCUGCGUUGGUGUCGGCAGCGGCGGAUGCCAGACACCUGAAAAAACGCGCUCGGCACGGCGAUGAUGCAGAUGUUUCAGGACGGACAGAGGAGCCCGGCAUGGCGGCUGGCCAACCAGGUAUAUCAGCUUUCGCAGGCAAAGGGUUGUGGGGCUGGUAUCAAUUUGACACCUCAGCCUACGCGCCCUACAAGGACCGCAUAUGCGAGCUGUUCAGGCUGAAGCAGGAGCAACUGCUGCGGAAGGCGCUGGCACUGGCGCUCAAGAGAGCGCGAUUGCAGCAGCAGCAGCAGCGGCAGCAGCAGGGGCAGCAGCAGCAGCGGCAGCAGCAGGGGCAGCAGCAGCAGCGGCGGCAGCAGCAGCAGCAGCAGCAGCAGCAGCAGCAGCAGCGGCAGCAGGGACAAGCACAGCAGGAGCAGCGGCAAGGGCAGCAGCCGCAGGAAGGUCAGGCGCCGUACGGCCAGGUGCCUGCCAUGGAAGCGCGUGGAGGCGACAAAGCCGAGGAGGCGCCAACUGCCCGCGGCAUCCUCGGCAGGGAUCGAGGCGCGGGAUCGUCGACAGCGAUGGGUGAGGGCCGCGGCAGGCUGGUUGUGGCGCACGUGAGGCGGGGCGACCAGCCAGAGCUCGCGGCUGGCAGCGUCAGGGGCGGCAGCGGCAGUGGCGACGGCGGUGACGGUGUGGGGAACGACAGCGGCAGAAGCAGCCAUGAGAACCUGGGGGCCAAUGUGCGUGCUGGUCGCGGCAGCGGCGGAGCCGAGGGACCGCAGCAGCAGCAGCAGCAGCAGCACCAGCAGCAGCAGCAGCAGCAGCGCCACCAGCCGCCGCCUGCGCGCCCUGCACCCGCGCUGCGCACCACGCCGCCCUUUGAAGAUGGCCAGGGCUGCGCGUGGGACGGGAACGGCUGCGACUGGCGCGCCCCAGCGGCCUGGCUGUGGGACGCAAUACGUAGCCUGAAGCUGGACGCCGCGGCAGGCGACGUGCUGUGGGUGUGCACCGACGACCCGGAGCUGGCGCGGCGGCCGCGGCUGCUGCUGCUACAGCUCGGGGCAGCGGCGGCCGCGGGCGGCCUCGAGGCGGCCGUGCCGGUCCUGUCUUGGGAUGCGGUCGUGGCCAGGGCGCGCGAGGCGCUAGAUGGGGACUGUUGGGAUGGCACGUACGCGUGCGUGAUCGGCGAGGCCGGUGAUGGCAGCGGCGUUGUCGCGGACUGGUUCACAAUGGCGGCCGCCGAUGUGCUGCUCUCCUCCAACUCGACGCUGUCAUUCACGGCGGCGAUGGUGGCGCGACAUGGCGCGCCGGGCGCGCGGGCGCUGCGGCCAGACCCCAGGGUGGGGGCUUAUGUUGACUUUGACCCGUGGGCCAGCCUGCCGCUGCUGCCGGCGCGGGAGGCGCCGCCAGCCGUGGUGACACCCGCCGACCAUGGUGGGAAGCAGAAAGCUUCUGCCUUUGAGCGCCGGGGCCGCUUGCCGCCAAUGGCGGCGGGCGUCAGCGACGUGUUCGUCCUCGAUUUUGAUGGCGUGCUGGUAGACUCGGAGCCGGAGGUCUCAACUUCUGCUUUCACCGCCGCGCGUGACUACUGGCCUGAGGUUUUUGAGGGAGUUGGGGAGGAGCAGAAAGCGGCCAUCCUCGAGGGACUGCGCACCUGCCGCCCCGCAUUAGUAAGGGGCUACGAGUCGAUGGUCAUGGCGCGGCUGCUACUUGAGAGGCCCGGAUGCGAGCAAGACAUCUUGACUCAGUGGGAGGCGACCCUGCUGCCGGCCACGCUGGAGGCCUGGGGGGAGGACUGGCUGGUGCUGCAGAAGAGCUUUGAGGAGCACCGCGCCGGCUGGCUCGACCGCGACCGCGCCGGCUGGCUGGCCUGCAACAGGCCGUACCCCGGGAUCGUGGAGGCCCUCGCCGGCUGCGAGGCGCCCUUCUACAUCGCAUCCAGCAAGGCGGGCCACAGGGUGGCGGUCCUGGCCAAGGAGGCCCUCGGCGUGCGGGUUGAGGCGGAUUCGCCCCGCCUGUUCUGCUCCCUUAUUCCUCCCAACGAGAAGAAAGUGGCCGCCCUCAGGGAGAUCGCAGGGCGCCCAAUUUGCGACGGCGCGCGGCUACACUUUGUAGACGACAGGCUGGAGACGCUCAAGGCCGCCAAAGAGGCCGGACUAGCCAGCAGUUGGAACCUCUACCUCGCUGAUUGGGGUUACUGCACGCCAGAGGAGCUGGAUGAAGUGAGGGGCCUGGAGGGCGUGCGGCGGCUCAAGCUGGGGGAGUUCAUAGAGCUGCUGAAAUGGUGA